Molecule: messenger RNA, 387 nt
Organism: Batrachochytrium dendrobatidis JAM81
Lineage: Eukaryota; Fungi; Chytridiomycota; Chytridiomycetes; Rhizophydiales
Exons: 1
Coding region: 1-387 (128 amino acids)
Biological process (GO): heterochromatin formation
Cellular component (GO): chromatin; nucleosome
Molecular function (GO): protein heterodimerization activity; structural constituent of chromatin; DNA binding
Source: RefSeq, a predicted model, not a curated record
AUGGUUUCUGGCGGUGCCAAAUCCCGCUCUCAGCGAGCAGGUCUCCAGUUUCCUGUAGGUCGUGUUCACCGUCUUCUUCGCAAAGGAAACUAUGCUCAACGUGUUGGUGCUGGUGCUCCCGUCUACCUUGCAGCAGUUCUUGAAUACCUUGCAGCUGAAAUUCUCGAGUUGGCUGGCAAUGCUGCCCGUGAUAACAAAAAGACUCGUAUUAUCCCCCGUCACUUGCAACUGGCCAUCCGUAACGAUGAGGAACUCAACAAACUUCUCGGUGCUGUUACCAUUGCACAAGGAGGUGUCUUGCCCAACAUCCACAACGUUCUACUUCCCAAGAAGGUCAAGGGUGGAAAGCCUGGCGAUAUUGCUGGGUCUCAAUCUCAGGAAUACUGA